AUGAAUAACAGUACAGAAGUGACACAGUUCAUCCUCCUAGGACUAACCAAUGACCCAGAACUGCAGGUCCCCCUCUUUAUAAUGUUCACUGUCAUCUAUCUCAUCACUCUGAUUGGGAAUUUGGGGAUUAUCAUGUUGAUUCUGUUGGACUCUCAUCUCCACACUCCCAUGUACUUUUUCCUCAGUAACCUGUCUCUGGUAGACUUGUGUUACUCUUCAGCUGUCACUCCCACAGUCAUGACUGGGUUUAUUACAGUAAACAAAGUCAUCUCCUACAAUGCAUGUGCUACUCAGAUGUUCUUUUUUGCAGCAUUCGCCACUGUAGAAAAUUAUCUCUUGGCCUCAAUGGUUUAUGACCGCUAUGCAGCAGUGUGCAAACCCCUACCUUAUAGCACCACCAUGACAACAGGUGUGUGUGCAUGCCUGGCCAUUGGCUCCUAUGUCUGUGGUUUCCUGAACGCCUCCAUACACAUAGGAGAUACAUUUAGUCUUUCUUUCUGUAUGUCCAACGUGUUCCAUCACUUUUUCUGUGAUGUUCCAGCAGUCAUGGUUCUUUCUUGCUCUGAUAGGCAUUUGAGUGAGCUGAUUCUUGUUUAUGUGGUGAGCUUCGAUAUCUUUUUUGCACUCCUGGUUAUCUUGAUAUCCUAUGUAUUCAUAUUCAUCACCGUCCUAAAGAUGCACUCAGCUGCAGGAUAUCAGAAAGCUAUAUCCACCUGUGCCUCCCACCUCACUGCAGUCUCCAUCUUCUAUGGAACUAUUAUCUUCAUGUACUUACAGCCCAGCUCUAGACAUUCGAUGGACACAGACAAAAUGGCAUCUGUGUUCUAUACUAUGCUCAUCCCCAUGCUCAACCCUGUGGUCUAUAGCCUGAGGAACAAAGAGGUGAAGAGUACAUUCAUGAAGGUCGUUUUAGAGGCAAAAUUAUCUUUAGGAUUGUGUGUUUAA
Molecule: messenger RNA, 945 nt
Organism: Diceros bicornis minor
Lineage: Eukaryota; Metazoa; Chordata; Mammalia; Perissodactyla; Rhinocerotidae
Product: olfactory receptor 5B3-like
Exons: 1
Coding region: 1-945 (314 amino acids)
Biological process (GO): G protein-coupled receptor signaling pathway; sensory perception of smell
Cellular component (GO): membrane
Molecular function (GO): olfactory receptor activity; odorant binding; G protein-coupled receptor activity
Source: RefSeq, a predicted model, not a curated record